Molecule: messenger RNA, 7312 nt
Organism: Sceloporus undulatus (fence lizard)
Lineage: Eukaryota; Metazoa; Chordata; Lepidosauria; Squamata; Phrynosomatidae
Gene: PLPPR4
Product: phospholipid phosphatase related 4
Exons: 7
Coding region: 1-2628 (875 amino acids)
Biological process (GO): signal transduction; phospholipid metabolic process; phospholipid dephosphorylation
Molecular function (GO): phosphatidate phosphatase activity
Source: RefSeq, a predicted model, not a curated record
AUGCAUCUGGCCCGACGGAGCCGCCUGGCCCGAGCCUCGCCGGGGGGCGCCCCCAGGGGCAGGGCGGCGGGGGCCCUCUUGGCCGGAGCCACCGAGGAGGCCCUGAUCGCCGCCGCCGCCUUGGAGAAGGAGCAGCUGCAGCAGCAGCAGCAUCAGUAUCAGGGGCUCCUGGCCCAGGGAGCGGGCAGGCAGCCAGGGGGUCCCCCUGGGGGCUUCGUGCUCCUGCUGCCCCCGCCCCCGAACCCAGAUCCCCUGGGCUGCCCCCUCCUCCAACACAGGGAGCCCGCCGCCAGCGCCGGCUGCGAGGGAGGCAACCCCCGCCACCACUGGCUGGCCACCGCCGGACGGGGAGGGCGCCUGCCUGGCAGCGCUGCGGCCACGACGCCCAACGCCAUCCCCGCUCCCUCUCCAUCGCCUCUGCCUCUGGCCCCGGCCCCGCGCCUGCUUCCGGCCUCCGCCUCCGCCAUGGCCGCCAAGGAGAGGCCCCGGAGCAAAGCCGCCCCCAAGGAGAGCCUCACCCUCCUGCCCUGCUUCUACUUCGUGGAGUUACCCAUACUGGCAUCUUCUGUUGUUAGCCUCUAUUUCCUCGAGCUUACGGAUGUCUUCAAGCCAGUUCACUCUGGAUUCAGCUGCUAUGACAGGAGUUUGAGUAUGCCAUACAUUGAACCUUCCCAAGAGGCUGUUCCUUUCUUGAUGUUGCUCAGUCUGGCUUUUGCUGCACCCGCCAUUACGAUCAUGGUGGGCGAAGGCAUUCUCUACUGUUGCCUUUCAAAACGGCGGAACGGUAUCGGCACAGAGCCCAAUAUUAAUGCAGGGGGCUGCAAUUUCAACUCUUUCCUCAGGAGAGCUGUCCGUUUUGUUGGUGUCCAUGUAUUUGGCCUUUGUGCCACAGCUCUCAUCACUGAUAUUAUACAGCUGUCGACUGGGUAUCAAACACCAUAUUUCCUGACUGUAUGCAAGCCUAACUAUACAUCCCUCAAUGUAUCCUGCUCUGAAAAUUCUUACAUUGUGGAGGAUAUUUGCUCAGGACCUGAUCCCAUGAUCAUCAAUGAUGGAAGAAAGUCAUUCCCUUCACAACACGCCACCCUGGCAGCCUUUGCAGCUGUGUAUGUCUCGAUGUACUUCAAUUCAACAUUAACUGACUCCUCUAAGCUUCUGAAACCACUUCUGGUAUUUGCAUUUAUCAUCUGUGGGAUUAUUUGUGGACUGACUCGCAUCACCCAGUACAAAAGCCAUCCAGUUGAUGUUUAUUGUGGCUUUUUAAUUGGGGGUGGAAUUGCCCUUUACUUGGGCUUCUAUGCUGUGGGGAACUUUCUACCAAGUGAAGACAACAUGUUUAAUCAAAAUCCACACCGAGAACCAUUGAGGUCUUUGACUGACCUGAGCCAAGAUGCCAACAGAAUCUUACCAGGGAAAAACAGUACCAGCAAUGAUGCCAUUUCCACUCACCACACUGAGAGUAUGUUGAACAGAAACCACAGAGACACUGGCUCUCUGACUAACCUCAAAAGGGCAAAUGCUGAUGUGGAGAUUAUAACACCUCGAAGUCCAAUGGGGAAGGAGAACAUGGUAACUUUCAGCAACACUUUGCCAAGAGCCAACACACCUGCAAUGGAAGAGUCAGCUCGAAGGAAUGCAACUAUUCAUGCAUCUAUGGAUUCAGCCCGUUCAAAACAGCUUCUGUCUCAAUGGAAGAACAAGAAUGAAAGCCGGAAGUUGUCCCUGCAGGUGAUAGAAACAGAUUCUGGACAGUCACCACCUCGAGCAAUAGAAAUGAGGUCAAGCUCUGAGCCAUCUAGAGUGGGUGUCAAUGGAGAUCACCAUGGCCCUUCCAGUCAAUACCUAAAAAUUCAGCCUGGUAGCAUGCCAGGUUGUAAUAGUGCUGGCCUGUCUGGUGGGCCAAGGGUUUCCAUUCAGUCACGCCCAGGUUCUUCACAGCUUGUGCAUAUCCCUGAAGAGACACAGGAAAAUGUUAGCACGUCUCCCAAAACAAGUUCAGCUCGAGCUAAGUGGCUGAAAGCUGCCGAGAAAACGGUUGGGUGCAGAAGCAACAGCCAGCCAAGAAUCAUGCAGGUCAUUGCCAUGUCAAAGCAACAAGGAGUCCUUCAGGGCAGUCCAAAGAGCUCUGAAGGUAGCACAGUCACCUGUACUGGAUCAAUCCGAUAUAAGGCCUUGACAGACCAUGAGCCGAGCAGUAUCGUUAGAAUAGAGGCCCACCCUGAGAACAACAGACCCAUCAUUCAGAUGCCAUCAGAAGGAGAAGGGAGUGGCUCAUGGAAAUGGAAAGCCCCUGAGAAAGGAAGCCUUCGUCAAACGUAUGAGCUCAAUGAUCUCAACAGAGACUCUGAGAGCUGUGAAUCUUUGAAAGACAGUUAUGGAUCUGGGGACAGAAAAAGAAGUAACAUCGAUAACAGUGAGCACCAUCACCAUGGCCUCACCACAAUAAGGGUCACACCAGUAGAAGGCAGCGAGAUUGGUUCAGAGACCCUGUCCAUUUCCUCCAGCCGUGAUUCUACACUUCGGAGAAAAGGUAAUAUCAUUUUAAUCCCAGAAAGAGGCAGCAGUCCAGAAAACACCAGGAACAUCUUCUAUAAAGGGACAUCGCCUACAAGAGCUUACAAAGAAUGAGAGCCGGUGCUUUGGUGGAACCAUGCCACUAACAAUCAAUAUUUUUUGGUACAAGCUUUGUGCUCUCUCCUUAUUUUAUUUUUGAGCUGAUGCUAAAAUAUUCUUGAUGUGCCAAAAUAUCGACCAUCAGCCUGACUGUUUAUGGAUGUUGCUGAUGUGUAGUGAUUGUGCAUGAAUUUGUGGAUUUCAUGUCGCAGGGGGGGAAAGCACAAUGCAAGAACCUGAUGAAUGGGAAAUUUCUUAACAGUGUUUUUUCUUUCCAGAGACUAAAAAAAAAAAAAAAAUUCCAAUGGGAAUGAUGUCAACAAAAACAGCAAACCUAAAUACAGACACCUUAAUUCCUGAAUGUGCCAACUUUUUGAUUUAUAUAUGUCUAACGACAAAAGGAGGUGAUUUUUUUAAAAAGUAAAAAAGUAAAAGUUGUACCAGUGUUGUACUUCAACUUUGCAGGUUUUGCACCAAAAUUUAAUACAAGUCGGUGCUGAUUCUAACCUUACCUUUUUAAACAACGUACAUACUUGCUCUACAGACACAUGAUGUUUUGAUAUGUAAUUCCUUUCCAAGUGAUAUUGUUGAAAAUUAUGAUGUUGGCUGCAUUCAUUUAGAGUAGAAAAUAAAAUAUUGACAGCUUUGUUAUAGUGGAAUGUUCACAUUAAAAGAUAGAAAAGGUUUUGUGUAUUCUUUGAAGUGGAGCAAAAACAGACGUUGAUGAUAUUCCAUGAAAAUGGAUCAAUAUCUCUCCGGAUUAGCUUUUCUGCUUCUCUCCAAAAUAUGUUUAGUUACAGGUGCUAAAAACCAAGAGGUCACAUCUUAGUGAGUUAACCUGGGCAUAGUUGAAAUAUUGUAGUAAUCAUUAAAAAAAAACAGGGAUCCCUUUCAGAAAUAAUUCAUAUCUUUCAUAUUUUAACAGCUUUUCAGUUUUUCUUAAUGUUGAUCGUUCUGUUUUGUUUUUUUUAAAAAUUGAUCAUGGAAUAGCUAGUGCGUUUCAUUGAUAAUUGCACCUUUGUUGUGAAAAUGAAAAUAACAACAGGCUGCAUAAUUCAUUUGCAAGACUGGUCAGGUACAGGAAUGGCCUUGAUGGGGCUAGAGCUCAUCUUUCUGUGUGCAUCCUCUCCUUUCUUUUUAUCCUGCCAACAGCUGAGCUGCAGCUAUUGUCUUCAGGAGUACCUUGAUCCUGAUAAUGUAGCACAACUGAAGAAGCCAGGAUGCCCCAGCAUGCUUACUUUGGGCUGGUAAAAUGGCCUGUGGUGAUGAAGGCAGAAAGAUAGUGGUAGCAAAGCACCCAAUGGGGUUUCCAAGGUGCCGCAUCCUAUCUCUGUGGAGGUUUUGCCAUCUUAAGCAUGCAGAGCAAGGUGAUACUAAACAGAGUAUUUUUUCUUCUUUCUUGCCUCAUUAAAGAAUACUUGCCUUCCUUUGCAUUUAUGAUAUCCUACAUGGCAUAAAGCUAGUUUAAUAAGGAUGGCAGCAAUAGAUGGGGCAGCUAGUAGCUGGUAGACUCUGAAGGCUUGAUGCCUUGGACAAAUGCCGCAGGGAUGUAGCCAAGGGGGGGGGAUCUUGGGGUCCGGACCCCCCCCUCCAUUAGAAAAAUGAAUGGUGUGUGCUGCUGCGCCGCCGCACUCAAGCCCCAUUAUAAUGGUGGCUCUUAGUCUGGACCCCCCCUUCCUAAAAUCCUAGCUACGUCCCUGAAUGCCGUAUCCUGUGGAUGGGCUGACUCUGUCAUUUAGGGCAAGUUAUGAAACUCAUAUUCAAACUCACAUUCAGAAGUGGCUGUCUCACUUUUUUGGCUGUGUACAUCAUAACUACUGAACUAUUCAUUGCAUAUUCAGCUGGGUAGUCUUUAUUAUAAAAUUUUGGAAUGGCUCCUAGCAGCCAAGUGCUACAUUGUACAAAAGAUUAUACUCAAUGAACAGUCUCUUAACAGAGCUUUUAGUUAAGGAGCUGAAAAUUUGUUGUUGUUUUUGUCACUGUUUUUAACUUAGCAUGAACUCAUUUCAGGGAAGUGAGAUGCCAGUGAGAUAGUUUACUAAGGAGAAAAUUGACUAGUUUGAAGCUAUUAAAACUAAUGUAAUAUGCCAUGAAAGAUACACAAGGUUAUCUAGGAUAAUAGUUCCCAAACCUUGGCCCUUAAACUGCAGCUCUCAGAUUUCCUAACUGUUGGCCAAAGUGACUGUGGCUUCUGGGAACUGAAGUCCAAAAGACUUGGAGGACCAAAGUUUGGGCAUUGCUGAUCUAGGAUCAUAGUUCAGUUGUGGUAUCCAGGCAUAGACAAGCCUCUCUAUUUCCUAGUCUCAUGUCACUUUCCACAUUUCUGUCAUAGAUCUGUUCUGUCUUGUUUCUGCAUUAAUCUAUAAUGUUUUAUGGUCUCACAAGAAUUUGCAUUUAAAUUGUUAUGUAGACACACAGGACUAAAUCCUAUUGCUUUUUUUACAACUAGACGAGAUACACUGGAUCAAUGGAAUUUACCCAUUUUUUGACAAAUCGUUCAGCAUUUGAGUUAAUGGAUCUAUUCUAGUUAGGACUAACCAUUUUUAAACAUAUUUUGAAACACUUUUGUAGCUGAAAAAUGCAUCAGACCAUUUGGGAAUAUUAAAAUCCAUUUGAUAAUUUAAGUUCCAGGAUUGGUAGGUCUGGUCAAUUUAGAUCACAAUUUGAUUUUCCAAGCAUCCCGAUCUAUACCCAGCUAAAAUACUCAGUCAUAAGAGCAUCUGCCAUCUGUGGAAAUUAUAGGUGUCUCCACAAUUCACUGAACUAAAAAAAAACAAAAAACCCAAACUUAGAUUGUAAUCAUUUUCGUUCUUUUCACCUACCCAAAUAGAAUAAUAUCAACUCAGUGUUGCUAUAUAUUAUUUCCCACCACCCCUCUGAGAUGUUGAGGGUCAUUUUAGCCUCCAGAGAUUGCCCAGAGGGUUUCAGAACUGAACAGAAAUUUCAUUCUGAAUUUCCUCCAUCCAUCCUUCCAAGUAGCUGUGAUUCUCCAGGACCUCAAAAGAGAGAUCCUUCCAAGCCCUCUCCCAAGGAAAGAUCCUUUAAAUGAUCCAUGACGAUGAUGAUGAUGGAACCAGGAUUUUAUGCAUAUAAAAGAUAUACUCUUCCACAGGAAGGAAGUAUAAUUGCUAAAUUUAUUUCAAAAAAAAAAUUGCAAGCACAUCAUCUGUGAGCACAUCACACAGGGAUCCAAGGGAGCAGGCUGGGGUUAACAUCAUUCAUAUGGAAAGGCAAACCAUUGGCUCACACCUUUAAGAACUAAGCAGGGCUGCAUGUUGGGAUACACUUCUGUAUGUAUAUCAGCAUCCCGUUCCUACCAACCCUUUGUUGGCUAUCAAACCUGAAAUUCCCAAUCCAGCUCAGGGAUCCAGGAUGUGCAGCCCUGAUUCCUGGAUGCAGGCAUCCAGCCUAGAGCUUCAUUCUCUUGCACUUACCGAUCCCAAACCUACAUAUAAAUCAACAGAGAUCCCCUGGCUGGAUUGGGGGGUUGUUUACAACUUACAGGAUUUAUAAGCAUUUCUUUUUUCUUAAAAAAAAUUGUAUACAAGACUACAUAUUUGCAAAUGUCUCCUUGAGUUUAUCAUUUUUCCACACAUUUUAAAUAACUGUAGACACUUUGCUUGAUGAAGGAUUACAGCUUAGUUUGGCUACAUUACAUAGAAAAUAUUUUGAAAGAAUAGGUCACUCGCUGCUGGCCUGGAAAUAUAAUGAGAGAGUUUAGAGAUAUUAAUAAAUUGGUAAUCUAAGAAAGAGAAAUGAUGAUUAAGAGCACAAUCCUAGGCAUAUCUGCUCAAGAGUUAGGUCUAUUCUGUUCAAUGGAACUUACUCUCAGGUAAGUGUAUAUAGGAUUGUAGUCUAAGUAGCUGCAAUAAUUCAAGGAUGGACAAAAAGACCUUCUUUUAAAAAAGCAGCUUGUUUUGUCAACAGCACAUGCAUUUCCUUUGAUGGAAAUAGUUGAUUUGUUUUUUUUUUUUAAUUAUUAUUUAUUUAUUUAUUUUUGCCAUUCGUUAAAUUAGGUUACCAUAUAUAAAGAUAUCAUGAGUUACUUUUCAGACUCAGAAAUUCACUGCAUCCUUUCCAAUGCAGUGUGAUAUUUUUCCUAUCUAAGCCUUUUCCUACUUCCUAGCGAUCAAUUUUAAAACACUUGCAAAAUCAUUGUAAUUGCAUUCUUUACAUAAAAUAUUGAAAAUACUCUUUUUUUACUCAGAAGUGCCAAAGGCUACUCUUUUUAAUAAUGGCUUCUCAGAAACAGAAUUACGUUCAAGAACAAAAAAAAAGUAAUAAAGAUAUACCUAGGAAUUCUAACUUUUCUGAGUAUAUCGAUUAUGGAGCCUUUUGUAAAAUGAACCUUUGUUUACAUUCCACUGAUACCUUAAUUUCAGACAAAUCAAAUAAAUCAACAGGUGGCAUCUUCUAAUUCUUUUCUUACUUGCUAAAACAGGCACCUAUUUCUUUGUUAGGCUGUGCUUUACUAAGAAAAAAAAUGGAUAAAAUCCAAAAUAUGUUUUUAAAUAAGAAUUCUAUAUAAAGUAUUGUGUUCUAUUAAUAAAAUGUUAUGCACUGUUUUAAAAUGAAGACAAAAAAACUAUUUGUAAAUUGCUAUAAAUGUAUUUUGUUAAAUCAGGACAGAAUCAAUGCUACUGUGUGAGUUUACUGUGCUAAUAUCAUUUUAAAAAUAAAUAUUAAAUUCUUCAUUCAA